Messenger RNA from Sabethes cyaneus, 2784 nucleotides. Its product is annotated as transmembrane protease serine 9-like. The transcript has 6 exons. Lineage: Eukaryota; Metazoa; Arthropoda; Insecta; Diptera; Culicidae. Gene Ontology annotation, molecular function: serine-type endopeptidase activity. The record is from RefSeq and is a predicted model, not a curated record. Bases 1 to 2784 code for a protein of 927 amino acids. Gene Ontology annotation, biological process: proteolysis.
AUGCGAUCGAGUGUAGUGCAUAAUCUGGGGAUUUCCCUGAAAUCGUUAGUGAUCCUACUUGGUUUGGUAGUCAACAUAGUGACCGGUCGCUUGCAACCAGCUGAAAAUAUAUUCCCUACCGAUGUGAACAAAGCAUUACUGCCUAACUAUAGACAAAAUUUAAAUGAUUGUCACCUUCGUUACCACAAGUAUGGCGACUAUAACUUAGUUUAUCCAAUAUUUGGAGUUCCAGUGAGAAUUGGUGAAUUCGCUCACAUGGCGGCAAUCGGGUGGGUUAUAUCGGGUAACGUUGAAUUCAGUUGCGGUGGAUCACUAAUUACACCAAGUCACGUGUUGACUGGUGCGCACUGUGGUUAUCGUGAUGGUUUGACACCCACUGUGGUUCGCCUGGGCGUAAUCAACGUCAAUGUUAGUAUCGAUGACCCAAGCAACAAGUUUGCUCAACAGUACGAAAUAGCUUCUUUCAAACGGCAUCCUGAGCAUAAAUAUUCGUCUUUCUAUCACGAUAUCGCAAUUAUAACGUUGAAAAGUGCGGCUGCAAUAAAUGACGUUGUAACACCAGCAUGUCUUUGGAACCAAAAUUCCUUAGCAUUUCCUAGACUGGAAGCAGCUGGAUUCGGACAAACGUCCUUUGCUGGAAGUCAAACCCCGAUCUUGCUCAAAGUCCAGCUCUCACCGAUCGACAAUACUGAAUGUCGAAAUCAUCAUCCUUCAGAUAACCGCAGAUUACGACAGGGAAUAAUUGACUCGCAAAUGUGUGCACAGGAUAGUAAAAUGGAUACUUGUUUGGGUGACUCCGGAGGGCCAUUACAAAUGAAACUGAUGUCAAAUCACCGGACGACUCCGUUCGUAGUAGGAAUAACAUCAUUUGGAUCUUUCUGCGGAACGCAAACUCCAUCCGUUUACACUCGAGUGUCGGCUUAUAUAUCAUGGAUUGAAGCGGAAACUAAUACAUCAUUCACGUCGGCAGAAUGCACAGCCCGAUAUGUACAUCUGCGAGAAGCAGACGAGUCCAUGGUAUCCUCGCGUGUGGGAGACCAUUUGUUUAUCGAACCGGAAAAAAGUUAUAUGGACAUCGAGAUAUUUCCAAAGCAUCAGGCUUAUUUGGGCUAUUCCGCGGGAAAGUUGAUUCAAUGGAACUGUGGUGGUGUGCUAAUCAACGAAGAUUACGUGUUGACGGUGGCCCAUUGUGAUAAAUUCAUAUUUGAUCAAACACCUAGUCAUGUGAAAAUCGGAGAUCUGAAUAUUCACAGUAAUAGUCCUCAGGCGCAGAUAAUAAGAAUUGAAAAAUUUAUUAAGCACCCCAACUAUAAUCCCGGUUUCUUGAAUAACGACAUUGCACUCGCUAAGCUCGUCACCGAUGUUAAGAUAGGCCCAAACGCGCUUCCAGCUUGUUUGGUGAAUAAUGACUUAACGAUGCCUUUCUAUGAAAUGGGUGGCUUAGGACCAUAUAAUUUAAACAACUUUCUGCGUGACGAUGAAGUUGCAUCCCUUAAUAACAGUCUCGUUCUGACUCGUAUGCGAGUAGAUCCUAUUCCAUGCCAUCGUACAAAUAGUAGCGAAUUCAUAUGUGCUAAAAACAGCAAAUUUUUGGUUCCUGACACCUGUAGAGUAGAACACGGCGGUGGUCUGGAACGAGAAACUUGGCACUACGACCGGUAUUUCCAGUAUGUUUUUGGACUCGGGGUUGCCGGCAAUGAUUGUGGUUUUGGCAGCAAAGCCUAUUUCGUGCGUACUGCAGCGCAUAGUCAAUGGAUAGAAUCGAUUGUUCUGGGAGUACAAAAACCGGCAGCCGUCGUGAGUCGACCGGUUCGACAGAUAGUUUUCCCCUCGGAAGAUAAUAGCUUCUACUCCUCGGUCGGGCAAGAAUGCAGGACUGCUCAAAACACUGCUGGUAAGUGCCAGUACUAUAAAAAAUGUCCUAAUGUAAUCCUCCAGAAUAUGGUGAAAAUUUGCCUUCAUGGUUCUGAUCCCAUAGUAUGCUGCGAGACACCCACGAAGCAAACGUAUAAAAUCAAAAAAUGUGUCACUUAUUGGAAGCAAUACAAGCAACGGGAGGUAGAAGAAUAUGAAGGAAUCCCCUCUGAAGGACGAACUGUUCAAAGAGAAGAGUACCCUCAUAUAGCUUUCGUUGGGAUUCGUCGUAACAGUGAAAUUAGCUGGAGUUGUACAGCAGUAAUAGUCAGCGAUCGAUUUGUUCUGUCCAGUGCUAGUUGUGUUAAAUUAGGAUCUCAGAAUGUUGUGCGAAUGGGAACAGUCGAACUAGCAAGUUCUGUGAGAAGUGCUGGAAUCCAAGAUAUCGAGAUUGAACGAAUUGUUACACAUCCAAACUUUAAUGUCGCUGGGUUGAGAGCGGAUCUAGCUCUAAUUAGACUAGCAUCAAAUAUUAAGUUCGACAGUAAAACAUUGCCAGCUUGUUUGUGGCCUAAUACUGAAGCUGUACCUUUGAAACUUUAUUCCUUAGGAAUGGGCGAAAGUCAGCUUAUUGUGCGUCCUCGACUCACCAAGUACAACCAAGAUUGUCGGAAGUUUUAUCAGCUGCGAAAUUUGCUAGAUAAAGAAUAUCUCUGCGCAGAGAAUUACUACAUCAGCAAUGAUUCUUGUCAGGAUCGUAACGGAGAUCCUAUUGAAGGCAUAGUUACAACGGGAAAUAUUAAAAUAUCCAUUGUAGUUGGAAUCACAGCAUAUCCUUCGGGAUGUCCUGGAAAAGGAUCGGAUACAGCUACCGUUUACACACGCCUAUCGGCAUAUAUGGACUGGAUUCGAAAUGUCGUUGAAUCCUAA